Molecule: messenger RNA, 921 nt
Organism: Cuculus canorus (common cuckoo)
Lineage: Eukaryota; Metazoa; Chordata; Aves; Cuculiformes; Cuculidae
Exons: 6
Coding region: 1-867 (288 amino acids)
Molecular function (GO): peroxiredoxin activity
Source: RefSeq, a predicted model, not a curated record
AUGGGAGGAGUAGCGGCCGGAGGGCGCUCGGUGCGGGGCUCCGCUGCCCUGCCCCGCUGCCCUGCCCGCACCGCCCGGGGCUGCGGGACUGGGGCUUCGUGCGGGAGCAGAGCGUUACGAGGGGGCAAUGCAAAGGGUUUGCCGGAAGGAGGUUCUUCCCGGUGGCUCCGGCUUUUCGCCUCGGGCCUCCGGAAGCUUCUGCCUCUCCUGGCCUCCCAGGGACUCCAGAGGCAGCUCUGGGCGGCAUACAGCACCAAGGAGGAGAGCACGAAAAGGUCUGUUGGGCGCUACCCGGUACCCAACAAGAAGGACUUGCCAUAUGACAUCGUGGAACUCAUGGAGGAAGUAGAACUGAAGACUGGAUUUCUGCCCAAUGUGUUCAAAGCGAUGUCUCACAGACCUGCUGAAUUCAGAGCUUUUUUUGCUUAUUACAACGCCAUUAUGAACAAAGACGGAGGGCGACUCAGCAAGUCAGACAAGGAGCUCAUAAUUGUGGCUACUAGUGUUGUGAACAGAUGUCCCUACUGUGUGGUUGCACAUGGAGCACUUCAUCGGAUAUAUUCCAAGCAGCCAACACUGGCUGACCAGGUCAUUGUGAACUGGAAACUUGCCAACUUGAGUGACCGGGACCUGGCGAUGUUGGAGUUUGCCCUUGCGGUCUGUCGAGCCGAUAAUAUCACCGAGGAGCACUUCGAGAGGCUGGAGAGGCAUGGUUUUGACCGUGAAGAUGCCUGGGACAUAGGCAUGAUUUCUGCUUUCUUUGCCAUGUCCAAUCGCAUUGCUCACUUUAUUGACCUGCGCCCAAACACGGAGUUCUAUGACAUGGGCAGGAUGCCCCGGGGAGCGGGGGGAGUGGAGGACACCUGACGCAGCUCUGGGGCACCCAUUCACCUCAAAGAGGCUCUUGGCUCUUACGCUCAU